CCCAGCGUACCAGCGCCAGUACUGCCUCCCGCUCUUAUAAUGAAACGGAGGCCCUUUCCAUGGGUUAAAUAAUGUGGACCAUUUUCCUGCCUUGAAACUCCCACCGUUCUCUCCUCCUCGUCUUUCUCCCCUUCCUCGCUGCAUGCGGUGGUUGCCUAAUCGACAUCGAUGACCAGAUGCUCAUAGAACCGGGAUGAUCGUGUGGAGGCAUCUGUUUCUGUUGAUCUGGAGAAGACCACGUUCGAUCGUCGGACGCUUUUACGCAGUGACUAGAAGAGUUUCGUGACAGAGAACUGGAAGGGAAUCUUGAUGCAGCUGUGGUCUCAAGGCAGCCAAAAUGGCAACGGAGGACAGGCUCACCUUACCUUGGUCAAACGGAGAAAAGCUGAAGGACGCAGUGAGUAGUAUGGAGAGGGAGCAACUUGAUGAUUCGCAGCAAGUAUCUCCAGAAUCCACCUCGUCUCGCAAGUUCGGCGGCUGGAAGACAUCACCUUACAUUCUAGGAAACCAUGCUCUCACAACAAUAGCAUACUACGGGGUAGCCACAAAUCUAGUGUUGUACCUCACUCAGAUUCUCCAUGAAGGGAAUUCAUCUGCAGCGGCGAAUUACAGUAACUGGCUGGGGACGUCGUACCUGACCUCUCUAAUAGGAGCCUUUUUAGGUGAUGCAUACUGGGGUCGGUAUAGGACCGCGAUCAUCUUCUCCGCCAUUAACCUAUCCGGAAUGGUGAUUCUGACCUUGAGUGUGACGCUUCCAUACCUAAGACCACCACCAUGUCCAGCCGCCAUGGCAGCAAUCCACGAGUGUCCUGAGCCAUCGGUGCAACAAAUAGGAGUAUUCUACUUCGCAAUAUAUUCUAUUGCGUUGGGCGCCGGUGGGUUUCAGCCAUGCUUAUCAGCCUUAGGAGCCGACCAGUUCGACGAGCUCGAUCCAAAGGAAAGCAAACAACAGAAGGUGUUCUUCAGCGUGUACUACCUCUGCCUCUGCGCGGCGGCACUCGUAUCUGGAAGCGUGAUAGUGUACAUUGAGGCAAAUGUCGGCUGGGACUGGGGGUUCGGGAUCUCCCUCGGCGCACUAGUCGUAGGAAAUUUUGUACUUGUACUAGGAAGUCGGCUGUACAGGCAGCAUCCGCCGGCUGGUAAUCCUCUGGCCCGGAUCGCUCAAGUGGUGGUCGCUUCUAUUCGGAAAUGGCAGGUAGUGGCGCCGAAGGAUGACACAUUGUUGUACGAGGUAGAGGACUCGGAUACUUCAGCCAUUCAGGGAACCCGCAAGAUUAAACGAAGCCAUGAAUUCAUGUUUCUGGAUAAGGCAGCAACAGCCAGUGAAGCAGAGAAGCAAGCCGCCCCAGGGAGCUUCAGCCCUUGGAGGCUGGUCACGGUUACACAAGUGGAAGAAGUGAAAUUCAUACUGAGGAUCUUGCCCAUAUGGUUUUGCAGCAUCAUCUUCUCAGCGAUCUACACACAAAUGCUAACCCUAUUUAUAGUUCAAGGUGCAACAAUGGACACCCGAAUUGGGAGAUUCAAUGUUCCGCCGGCCUCCAUCUCUCUCUUCGACUUCAUUAGUGUGCUUUCCUGGGCACCGAUUUACGAGUGGGUGCUUGUUCCGAUGGCCAGAAGCUACUCGGGAAAUGAGCGAGGGUUCACUGGGCUGCAGCGCAUGGGAAUCGGGCUCGCGGUCAUGACCGUCGCCAUGGUGGCCGCGGCAACUAUAGAGAUUGCGAGGCUGAAGACUGCUCGAAUUCACGGCCUCCUUGAUGCUGUCGACGUUCCUGUCCCUAUGAGCAUCUUCUGGCAAGUACCGCAGUACUCGCUAGUCGGAGCCUCAGAGGUCUUCACCUACAUUGGACAGCUGGAAUUCUUCUACGAGCAAAGCCCAGACGGCAUCCGUGGACUGGGAAGCGCCCUCGCGCUAACUACGUUCGGCCUUGGCAAUUUCCUCAGCUCUAUUUUGGUAACCGGUGUCACUAAAAUUACAAGCACUGGAGGUAGCCCCGGCUGGAUCCCAGCUAAAAACCUAAACCGCGGUCACCUGGACUACUUCUACUGGUUUCUUGCCGGACUGAGCACCCUAAACCUAGCACUUUACAUCAAAUGUGCACAGUGGUACCGAAUCACGAGCGCGCAGCUGACCAUCCCCAGCGGCACUUGCAUGAGCCCCACGGGUUGCGCCGAGCACAAGUCAUUCCACGACCAAGAGACGGCAAAUCUGUAAUGGAAUGAUCGACACAGUAGGUUGUCAAGGAAUUGAACCCACCACCAUGAAAUCAUAGCUACCAUUGUUUUCUGAGCACCAUCAGUUGUUUCUAAAGCUGCAUGAUUAGAUGCAGUGCUCUGUAAUUGAAAAAUCUGACAAUUUAUUGUAUUGGACACCA
Physcomitrium patens is the source of this 2372-nucleotide messenger RNA. RefSeq names its product protein NRT1/ PTR FAMILY 8.1. NCBI's taxonomy places the organism in Eukaryota, Viridiplantae, Streptophyta, Bryopsida, Funariales, Funariaceae. Gene Ontology annotation, biological process: transmembrane transport. Gene Ontology annotation, molecular function: transmembrane transporter activity. Gene Ontology annotation, cellular component: membrane. The record is from RefSeq and is a predicted model, not a curated record.